Danio rerio (zebrafish) is the source of this 1355-nucleotide messenger RNA. Lineage: Eukaryota; Metazoa; Chordata; Actinopteri; Cypriniformes; Danionidae. The record is from RefSeq and is a predicted model, not a curated record.
AACGACCUUCUUGCUGUUAGGCGACUGUGCUACCCACUGCGCCACCGUGAUACCCUAAUGCUAAACAUUGACACUAAAAUAAACAUUUCCAGGGUUAAUGAUAAACUUGUACUCAGACCAUAAAUGAAUGUGGGGCAGAUUCUAGGUCAGUUGAUGAAGAAACAAACUUGAUUCUGUUUGGAAAGUGAAAGGACGAUAUGCGAACAGAAAAAAAUGUCCAUGUCAUCCUGUGCAUCAGGCUGUAAAAACUCAUUGCUCAUUCAACCAAACAUUUUAAAUAAAAAAAGAGGAGUUUAACAGGAGAUGCGUAAUACAGAUUGAAUCAUAAAAUAACAUAAUAUUCCACACUGUGAUUGGAUGGAGUAGAUUUCUUUUUUGAGGGGGGUGUGGUUUGAGUCACUUUUGGCCUAUAAAUGUUUGAGACCUGGCAGCCUGAAGCUGAUUGACCAAACAAGCUCUUCUGAAAGAUUUUAGUUCCUCAGACAAGCCACUAAAGACCUGCUAAGAUUUUUUUUUUUACUUUAAAAUGUCUGCAAACCGACAAUUAUGUAACCUUGAAUUUCUUGAACAUGAUGAAGACACAUCUGGUACCAUUUAUACCAGAAAUCUGCGUAGAAAUAACCCUGAAACAGAUUUUUUUGUUUUAAGUGAUGUUGCUGAGAUUAAAAGGUCAAGAACUAAAACAGGAAAGCUCAUCAAACAUGAGAUUUCAAAAAAACCAAGUGCGCAAUUUGGAUCUGUUAGUGCUUCUGGAAGCGGUCUCAUAGGCAUGGCUGACACUGUUGACAGACCAGCAGACACCACUACAGAAGGUGUUUAUGUUAACACUGGUGCAUAUGCAACUGGUAGUGAAGAUGAACCAGGAAAGAGACUCCCCAAAGCUGGAGCUUAUGCAGAAGCAGGAGUUGGACGAGCUCGAGCUGAAUUCAGCAUUUAUGAAGCAGAAGCUAAAGGCCCCAAUGCAUCAGCUAUAGCUUUAGCCAGUACAGCUCUAACAGCAUCAGCGAUGGCUCGAGCUGAAAUCGGCAGUGUUUCAGCUAGUGCUGGUCCAGUCGGUGUGAAACUGGGACUUGGAGUCGACACCGGUGUAUCUGUUGGUGUGGAUGGCCUAGAGGUCAAACUCCUGGGAUUUGGAUUCAAGUUUGGUCCAAGAACCAGUAUUUCUCUCCUGGGAUCAGAAGUGUCAUGUUCAAUCAUGUAGACAUACAGGUGGCUUUUAGUAGAUUCAGUAGACGUCUGGAUUCAACCUUUGUGAAGAUUAAUGGACAACAACAAUUGCAGAAGAUGACGACUAAUGAUGCUAACAACCUCUAUACCUACUAUAAAUCCUAUUCUAUGUUCUUUUCAUUAUAUAU